GGUCUCGACCGCGAAAGGCGCACCGUCCGUCCGUAGUAGUGGCCCUUUUGCACCCGUCCAGCUAAGCAUCUCCCGUCUGUUUCCCUCGUCCUCUUCCUCCUUCGAUCUCCGCAGCAAAGAAAAGGGAAAUCCCGUGUUAAUCAAUUUACAGGUCGGUCUCUAUCUGCUCCUAUCCUCCUGCGCUUCCGAUCGCCGCGAACAAUUCCUUCCAAAUCUAUUUGAUUACAUUGAUUUUUCUCUAUGGAAUUCUGAAGUCUGAGGCGAGUCGGUUUUAGAUUGUGCCUGGGGGCUUGAUUAGAUCGUUUCGAGAUGGCGGCGUGCCGGGGAUUCUUCGAGUGCCUGCUUAGGCUGCUCAACUUUUUCCUCACCGUCGCCGGCCUUGCCAUGGUCGGCUAUGGGAUCUACCUGCUCGCGGAGUGGAUGAGGAUCUCCGGUGGUGGCGGAGGGGCACCGCCGUCUCCGGCCCCGCCGGCUGAGUUACUUAUGUUCGGCCGCCCGAUGCUGACGGUCGUGGCCCUUGGAGAGGGCGGCAGUUUCUUCGACAAGCUACCCGAAGCAUGGUUCAUCUAUUUGUUCAUUGGUGUUGGUGCUGUUAUCUUCAUCGUUUCUCUGUUUGGCUGCAUUGGAGCAGGGACAAGGAAUACAUGUUGCUUGUGUUGUUAUUCUUUCUUGGUCAUAUUAUUAAUCCUUGCUGAGGCUGGAGGUGCUGCAUUCAUAUUCUUUGACCAUAGUUGGAAAGACGUAAUUCCAGUGGAUAAGACACAAAACUUUGAUGCCAUGUAUGACUUUCUGAAAGAAAACUGGAAGAUUGCAAGAUGGGUUGCACUUGGUGUUGUAAUUUUUCAGGUAUUACUUUUCUUGUUAGCUCUUGUUGUCAGGGCAAUGAACAAACCUGCUGAGUAUGACAGUGAUGAUGAAAUCAUUGGAACUGCUCGAAGCACUAGCAUCCGUCAGCCUCUGAUCCAUUCCCAGAAUGCUCCGGCUACUGGUGUUCCCGUCCCAACACUUGAUCAACGUGCGAGCAGAAAUGAUGCGUGGAGCCAAAGGAUGCGAGAGAAGUAUGGUCUGGACACCAGCCAAUUUACUUACAACCCAUCAGAUGCAACCCGAUAUCAGCAAAAUGGGGCACCUCCAGCUGAAGAAAGGAGCCGCUGCACCGUAAUGUGAAGAUCCUUCAGGACGUUAUCCAAAUUGAUGGUUCUUGAACAGGCCAUCUCAGCUUGCACAGUUUGGAUAUACCGUGUUGUUCAGAGUGGUGUACGGAAUAGAGAUCUCUUUACCUUAAUGUUCAUCUUACCUGCUGUCUUUUGAACAAUUCCAUGCACCUGUAAUUUUCUUGUGAACGAGUAUUGGCAAUCAAUAUCUCAUUAUAUUUCAUGUUUUCCUGAGAUUCGUUUUGUUGGCAUUCCGUUUUGCCUUGUUUACUCUUUCAACUUGUAUUAUGAACUACAGUGAAUGGUAAAUCUUGUCUCGCCGGAGUAAAUGGUGAAUUUUGUCU
Molecule: messenger RNA, 1498 nt
Organism: Hordeum vulgare subsp. vulgare (domesticated barley)
Lineage: Eukaryota; Viridiplantae; Streptophyta; Magnoliopsida; Poales; Poaceae
Product: tobamovirus multiplication protein 2A
Exons: 6
Coding region: 310-1167 (285 amino acids)
Cellular component (GO): membrane
Source: RefSeq, a predicted model, not a curated record